Molecule: messenger RNA, 584 nt
Organism: Eremomyces bilateralis CBS 781.70
Lineage: Eukaryota; Fungi; Ascomycota; Dothideomycetes; Eremomycetales; Eremomycetaceae
Exons: 3
Coding region: 173-484 (103 amino acids)
Source: RefSeq, a predicted model, not a curated record
CUCGAAAACCUGAGAACUCGAUGUCCUCGAUACUUAAGAAUUUGGUGCCACACUAACUCCAUUGCGGAAGGGAUGUGAACCCACGGCGAUCCCAGGCACGCGGCCAGGUACACGUAUCUGAAGCAGCGGAUAUACAAGUGUCGGUCCGGAUGUUUGUGUCCCCACUUUACGAAUGGAGGAAUAUUUCUAUUCCCCGGAUCUGAGACAUAAAAUCAGUCGCCAUAUCCGCCACUCCAUCGGUCAACAUGACAAAUCAUACUCACCACUUUCGCAUGAAGCGUUGCUAUUGCGGGACACACGUCUUCGGGUGACAUGUGCCGUCGACUCCACGCAUGCUACUUCCCGUGAUGGGCCAUUCACUGAACUGGAGAGUGGAUCGUGUGGACAAGGCGGGUACUUCGAUCUUGUCCCAAACAACCGGCGGAGUCCAGCUCCAAGGAUUUUGGCACCGUUUGCGGUCGAUGGAGCCAAGUCGCACCGAUAGUCGGAUCUCGGGCCAGUAAGCGGAGGUUUCAUUUGUGAGACCAUAAAUUUGCCUUCUUCGAGGGCUCCUGUGCACCGUGAGCGAUUUUUCAGGUCUAUGA